This is a messenger RNA of Neurospora hispaniola, 946 nucleotides long. RefSeq names its product nascent polypeptide-associated complex subunit beta. NCBI's taxonomy places the organism in Eukaryota, Fungi, Ascomycota, Sordariomycetes, Sordariales, Sordariaceae. The coding region runs from base 260 to 718 and encodes 152 amino acids. The record is from RefSeq and is a predicted model, not a curated record. Gene Ontology annotation, cellular component: nascent polypeptide-associated complex; cytosol. The transcript has 4 exons.
UCCAAAAGCAGAUGAAGGUGAAGCUCGAUAUCAACACUAUAUAGAUCGAAGGUAACUCCCGGUGACUGUAGUAGGCUUGUUUACUUGACCGUUUCGAACUAUGCCAUAUAAGCUUAACAUGGCGGCGGGGGUGUAGGUAAGAGGAAAGUUUCUUGAAGGACAAGAUUUUAAGUUCACCGAGAUCUCCCGCACCUUUCGCUUUUUCCCCACAACAGAUCAAUCUCACAUCCUCUCAUCACCAAACAAACCGCCAGCAAAAAUGUCGGAUGUUCAGGAGCGUUUGAAGAAGCUGGGCGCCUCGGCCCGUAUCGGUAUUGGCAAGGGUACUCCCCGCAGAAAGGUCAAGAGAGCGCCUGCCCGCUCCGCUGGCGAUGACAAGAAGCUCCAGGCCACCCUCAAGAAGGUCAAUGUUCAGCCCAUCCAGGCCAUCGAGGAGGUGAACAUGUUCAAGAGCGACGGCAACGUCAUCCACUUCGCCGCCCCUAAGGUUCACGCCGCUGUCCCUGCCAACACUUUCGCCAUCUACGGCAACGGUGAGGACAAGGAGCUCACUGAGCUCGUCCCCGGUAUCCUUAACCAGCUCGGCCCGGACUCCCUCGCUUCCCUCCGCAAGCUUGCCGAGAGCUACCAGAACAUGCAGAAGAACGAGAAGGACGCUGAGGAGGAUGAUAUCCCCGAUCUCGUUGCCGGCGAGAACUUCGAGAGCAAGGUCGAGUAAAUUACAAAAAAAUAAAAUACUCCCUCUCUCUGUUUGAUUCCCCCAAAGCGCGGGUUUUCCUAUCUUCAUAUUUGCGGUGACAUUUAUCAUGGCGUGCUGCGUUGGGGAAAUCACGGGGUCUCUUCAACCCGUCCUUUAGUUGUUCAAUGUCUUCUCAUGAUGGCAUAUGAAUCUAUGUGAAGCUGGGAAAUGCUCUUCGGGCGGCAAUGUUGCUCUCAUCUUUCAGCU